UGAAUGGCGAGCUAUGUUGACCGUCCGAAGAAUCCGAGAAGAACUACUGACUGUAAAUUAUGUAAACUGAGCCUGAAGAUCUUCUUCUUCUUCUGGAAACAGUACAGUCCACCGUCUGGUGUAUUGUCGUACUGGAUAGGAAAAUACAAGAAUUGAACCCAAUGAGUUUCUUGGAUGACAUAUCUUCAUUCUCAAAGGUAGCUUUGAAGAGUGUAGAAACCUGUGUGAGACGAGAAGACGGGAGCCGUGUCUUGGAGGCACGUGAUGCAUCAGGAGAGUUUUCCAUUUUAAGAGAUAAGAAACCAGACAGUAGCAGUGGAUCAGACAUGGAGUAUGGCUUUGUUCCAGACUAUGAGCCAGACUUGCAGAUUGUUCAAGUCAGACCUUAUCUGUAUAUGUCAUCAUGUGAUGUAGCAUAUAAUCUUGAUAUCCUGAAGCUCCACAACAUCACUCAUAUCCUCAACGUUGCUAAUCUUAAUAACGUUUAUCCAAAUCAAUUUACGUAUAAGAAUCUACCAAUCUGGGAUCUUCCUGAAGUUAAAAUUACCAAAUUUUUCAAGUAUGCAUUUGAUUUCAUCAACCAAGCUAGAAAUAGCGGGGGUCGUGUAUUAGUUCACUGCAAUGCAGGUAGAUCUCGUUCAACGACCAUUGUGGUAGGUUAUAUCCUGGCAGAUGAGCACGUCCGCAUUAGUAAAACCCUUGAAGAGAUUCGCAUUCACCGUCCUUUUGUCAAACCAAAUGAUGGCUUUAUGCAACAACUGGAAGAAUAUGAGAGGUCUAUUCUUGCUGAGGGUGGGGCUACUGGGGCACCAACAUAACGUUAAUGAUUAGCUGCUGGGGUAGUGUGCUUCCCAGCAGUAAUGGUCUUGGUGUGUGUUGUGUGUAUGGGUUGAUCAGAGCCUGCUAUUUAUUAGAGUUGGACAAUGUAUUGCCUUGAAAUGAGAUUUAUAGAAUCAUUUCAUACUAGAUCAUUUGGUCUUGUACAGGAAGCUAACAACUGAAUGUAAAUGAGGUUUAUGGUCACUUUGAGGUUAGCAAAGAAUAGGAACAAGGAAUAAAAAAAUAGUUUCUUAGGGUCAACACUGAAAAUGGAUUUAAUGAGGUAGAUGUUAUGUGAAAUAGAGUACCUUCUUUCUUGAAUCACUGAUAAACACUAAAUUCUUCUUUCUGAGGUUAUACAUGAAACCUACUAAACCUAACAAUGAAAUUAUUAGGUAGCAUUGAUACAUUUUACAUGUUUCUAGAUAAAUCCUGAGCAGUAAUGUCAAAGUACAAUGACAUAUUUGAAGUAUCAUCUUGCAUGUACGAUAAUAGCUCUAAGGGUGUUCCCAUAAUAGGACGUUUGCUGUGUUAUAAAGCAUAUUAUUUCAUAUCGAACAAACACUUAUUCAAAGAUUGAUAAUGAGUGCCAAUCAUAUUGAGAUAUUUCAACCUUUGAUCACUCAUGAAAAAGUGUCUGUUUGGAAAAGAUGUUUUGAUAAAACAUGCUUCCAGGGCAAUAAACUUGAGAGAUACAUGUAUACCAUCAAUCACAACUUAGCACCAAAUGCAUGCUUUUAAUUGCUCAUAAAUCAUGUUGCUUUUGGUUGCCAUAAAGACAGCAAUUUGCUGUGGGCUGUCACAAAUCUUUAGCCAGCAUAGGCCAACGUACAGGCUGCUUAUAUGCCAACAUACGUAUGAUGAGCUGUUUGUAUUCCAUCAUAUGUAUGACAAGCUAUUUUAUCUCUCAUUCUUCUUUCAUGAUGUCAAGAAUUCCACUCUUCAUCAAGAGAUCUUUUUUUUGUUGCUAACAAUUGCUGAUUCUUGAUGUUAAGAUUUGAAUUCUUGAUUUUAAUAUUUCCAAACUUGUUUUAUCAAGAAUUUUUUUUUUAUAGAAUUUUAUGAAAUGAAAUUCUUGAUAUAGAGAAAUUUUCUUGAUACCAUGAAUGUAUUCUUAAUAAAAAGAAACAAGAUUACAGUCAAUGGCUUGUCUACCUCUAGCUAAAUCAUACAGGUAUGACGGCUCUUUCCAAAUAAGGCCAUAUAUACUGUUGUGUAUUCAACCAUUCUCAAUGAAUAGCAGGCUCUAAGAAGUAGAUAAGCUAAGAGUAAUAUAUUAUCUUGAUCAUUUUACCUUGCAUGCUCUUCCUUUCAAUCAGGUUUUUGUUUGUGAUUUCAUGUUCGUGUUUGUUACAUUGUGUUUAUGUGCCCUCCCCCAUCAUGAGAGACCUACUCUCCCCUCAUGUAUAGUAUGAGGGAGAAUUGAAUAUUCAGCUUCACAAUGAAUUCCAUGCACAGAAAAGGAAUAAGGAUUAGUCAACAAGAUUACUUACAUAGAACCCAUUAAUCCAGUUUUCUCUUUAUAAGUGAUUCAAAACCUCAGUUGAACACUACAGUUAUCUUGAAAUUGUUUCAUCAAAAUGUUUACCUUUUAUUUACCUUUAUUUUGAUUGGCUGAGGAACUAAUUUUGUAACUAUCACAUAAAACAUACUUUGUCAGUUGAAAUAACAGCUCUCAUUAACCCAUUUCUGCUAGUUUUAAUCAUUUGAUCCUAAUUGCGCUUGGAAUUCAUUGUUAAAUAUUUUUCUGGUUGUUUUUUUUUUAAAUUCUGAUCCACAGUGUGUGCUAUGUAAGUUGUUGACCUGCAAUGCAAAGUAUGUUUCCAUGAUACAAAGCAUUAGUGGCCAGGUACAAUAGCUUCAUCAUUGUGUAUCUUUGAUGUCUCCUAGCAAUGGAUGAAGGGGGCAUUACUUCAUUAUUUUUUUCUUGCCAUCAAAAUAAAUCAACAAGGAUUUAAUCCCCCCCAUACUUCAUAUAUUGAAUCAUGUUCCUUAAUGUUAGCCAUGUACUAGAAGAGUGAUAGCAUGAAGAGUGUGUGUGUCUAGUGAUAUUAUGCUAUGAUUUAACAAGAAGCUCUUCAUUUUACACUUCAUGACCUUGUCAUAUAAGUUUAUUUUUUUGUAUUUUAUUACUCAGUCUAUCAUUCAGUUUUCCAAUGGCUGUUCAUGACAUUUUUCUUUCAAAACUUUGCUUUGUUUAAAUUUCUCAUUUUUAUUUCAAGUGGAAGACCAUCCUAAUUUUGAAUUGGUUUAAAUGAACGCAGAUACAUUAUGUAAAAAUAUUAUAAUAAUAUGAAAAUAUUGACAACCAUCAAAAUUUAUCGCUAAUCAUUAAAUGCUAGAGUGAUGAAUAUGAUCAGCCCCCACUCCUACCCAUGAUAUGAAAUAUAAACUCUAAAAAGUACCCCGUCCUUUUAUAUUAUUUCAUAGUGUGUAUGAAAAGAUUUGAUCAAGAAAACAUGAACUUUUUAAACUUUCUAAGAAAAUUAUAUUUUUGUAUUUACAUGGCAUACAUGUAUCGUGUAGCUACUCACACAUGACAAAAUUUCACUGUUAUUAAUUGAUUAAUAAAGUUUCUCCCAGUUGUCUUUUUUACUACACCUGGGUGAACCUUUAUAUGUAAACCAGUAACAACGAUCCUACAAAGAUUGAUUUCAUUGCUAUGAAAAUUUAAAGAAGUAAUUUUUUAAAUGAUGUCUGAUAUUAUGAGAGUGAUGAAUUCAAUAGAGCAGUUAACAUACAAAUAGUUUCUAGACAGUGUUACAUGUAAAAAUUUGAUCAAGAUAUAUGAAACAUGGACAUUCACACAAACUAAAAUAAAGUGUAAUAUAAUAAGAACCAUAAUCUGUUAUGGUUUCAAUUUCAUGAAUUCAUUUGGACUUCCUGCAUUUCUGGUACUAAGAUGAGCAAUGUGUGAGAUUUUAGUCUUGGAAAUAAUACCUGGGCUCCAUUCAUUGAGUAUAUUGGAUAAUGAAAGAAGUAAACUUACACUUAACAAUUUGAAUUUGUCAAGCUUGUUAUCAUCCUCUGUUUUUAUUUCUGUUGUAAGGUUAAACAAGUGUUUUUGUUAAAUUUAGAACAUGUUUGUAAAGUUCAAUUUUGGAGGCAAGUUGACGAUAUCAGGCAAAUGGUAAAACACAUUUACUGAUGUAUUCUGAAUCUAAAGUUUGUGAAUCUCAAAAAGAAAUCUAACCACUCCAUCAUUGCCUAUUAUUUAGAUUUCAAGUAUUGAUACAUGAUUCACAUUUCUUCUCUUUCAAUUUUCAAUGGGGCAUUCCACACAAAAGAGUUUAAUGGAAGGUAAUGGAAUUUUAUGGUGUCUGUUUUUUAAGAUUUUAAAACUACUUAGUGUUCAGGGCAGAUAUGUGAAUCAAAGAGCUGAAGUAUCUAGCAAGUUUUGUUUCAUUUAUUGUAUAAUAUGCAAAGAAAGCCAACGUAAGCCAAAACCAACAUGUAAACCAUAAUCUUAAUCCUUACAUAUUCCUGUCACAGCCCUGCUGAUGUCUUCAGAUGAAUCAAGGCAGGUUGAAUCAAAUGUUUGGUUACUCUCAGUUAAUUUCAAUUAUUUCCUCCUUUUUUUUUUUUUAGUAAUGCUCUUGAAUUUGACACUGAUGGUUUGUCAGGGAUUUGGAAUUGGCUUUCAGCUAUUUUAAUAGCUUUUCCCCAUAUUUCUUCUGUUCAAAAGUAUACAACCUUAUUCAAUUUCUAUCUUUGUUCAGCUCUUUAUGAUCAGACACAGCCCUGUAUUUAGAUGAAGAUGUGCAUUUACUUUGAUGAUCAUGUCUGUGGAGAUUAUGUAGGGGUAGCCAUUAUCAAUAUGUUUUUUGUUUGAAUUUGAACUUUCGAAAGCACAAGAUAAGAAUACUGUUCAGCCAAUCAGCAAUCAUGGAUCAAUUCUAUUUCACUCCCCACAUACUUUCAUGUGAAUACAUCAUGCUGCUAAUGAUUUAUUUUAUUAAUGUAAAUAUGUAAUACAUUGACUUCAUAUGUACUCAUGUAUCACAUUAUGCUGCAUAUCAUGUAUGAUUAAACCCGCUUCUGUGAUGAAUUCAUUUUGUACAAUUUCACAACCUUGAGGAGUAAUCUACAUCAAUUAUAAAAAGAGUAGGUCCAUGGUAGGAGGCACUCUUGCAGAUCUCCAUUGUAUAUGUUCCACAUGUUUAAUACUGUAUCUUCAUCAGCUGGUUGAUGCCAGAUAGAAUGAAGUAAAAGCCUGGUCAGAAUCAGUUGAUAGACCAUCCACAGUAUAAGAUACAUCGCCCCCAGUAAAGCACUGUUUUUUUUCUUCGAACAAUCCAAUCUUUGUACAGCCCGAUGUAGAGGUCUAUUGUGUUGUCAUUUUGUCCAUAUUUUAAAUCAAUUCAACAAUGAAUAACUAGCAAUGCAAAUACAUAGGAGCAAGUUGAUUUGUUUUUUAUUAAUAUAUAUUAUUUUGAAUUGACCUCUUAGUUGCGCUUGAUCAAUGCAACACUAUUCUAUUUUCAUUAUUGAUUUGUUUGGAAGGAUUUUACAAUAAAUUGCU
Lytechinus variegatus (green sea urchin) is the source of this 5341-nucleotide messenger RNA. It is a transcript of the gene dusp19, whose product is annotated as dual specificity protein phosphatase 19-like. NCBI's taxonomy places the organism in Eukaryota, Metazoa, Echinodermata, Echinoidea, Temnopleuroida, Toxopneustidae. The record is from RefSeq and is a predicted model, not a curated record. The transcript has 4 exons. Gene Ontology annotation, biological process: protein dephosphorylation; regulation of MAP kinase activity. The coding region runs from base 162 to 818 and encodes 218 amino acids. Gene Ontology annotation, molecular function: JUN kinase phosphatase activity. Gene Ontology annotation, cellular component: cytoplasm.